Cokeromyces recurvatus is the source of this 1699-nucleotide messenger RNA. RefSeq lists its product as uncharacterized. Gene Ontology annotation, molecular function: protein binding. The record is from RefSeq and is a predicted model, not a curated record. The coding region runs from base 26 to 1360 and encodes 444 amino acids. NCBI's taxonomy places the organism in Eukaryota, Fungi, Mucoromycota, Mucoromycetes, Mucorales, Mucoraceae. The transcript is spliced from 4 exons.
UUUUUUUUUUAAUUUUUUAUUUGACAUGUCAAAUAAUAAUGACACAUUACAUCAUAGAUUAACUCCAGCACAUAUUCACUUGUCAGCUUGGUUACCAAACGAUAAAAAAGGAAAAUGGCAGAAAGUAAAAGAAGAAAUAUCAAAAGAUAAAGGAACUUUCUGUAUCGCUACACAACAAAUCAAGCAGGGUGAAUUUCUCCUGACAGAAGAGCCUUUUAUACGUCAAUUAAAUAAAGAACAUCAUACUGAUCGUUGUAAUCAUUGUUUCCGAAAACUUAAAGACAAGUCUAUUGAAUGUCACAACAGUUCUUGCAAAUGGAAUAUAUAUUAUUGUUCAUUAGAAUGUGAACGUCAAGGUUGGUCAAGAAGUCAUCAGUGGUUAUGCCGUUUUCCAGAAUUAGCAGAAGAAGAACCAGAUGUUCUUUUUGCAUUUGAAGGAUAUAUUACUAGUCGUUCAAAAGGAAAAGAUACUUUACCGGGUUUAAUAUCUCAUUUGGAAUCUACUCAACACAAUCAAUUAAAGGAAUACCAAAAAAGAUUUGAAAAUUUAGCAUCUCUCUUUUUUUUAUCAAAGCAUUCUGUUGAUUCUCUAAUCACUAUCUUAUUACAAAUUAAAUAUAAUACAUUUUCAAUCAAGACGACAGAAUCUGUUCUUGUCGAAUCAUCAUCUGUAAUUUCAAGAGAGUUUAUUCAGUUAGGACGAGCCAUUUAUUUAUCUGCUAGUCGACUUAAUCAUAAUUGUAAUCCGAAUGCACUUAUUUCUUUUAGUGACUAUAACCAUCCUUGUCAGUUAAAAGUACAAAGUGUUCAAACUAUGGAAAGAGGACAAGAAAUAACGAUUAGCUAUGGUCCUUUAGCAACUAAACAUAAUCGUCAAGAACGAUUAAAAACGUUAAAAGACAAUUAUUUGUUUGAUUGUCAGUGUAGCAAUUGUCAUAAAGAAGAAGUAGUAGAAGAAGAAGAAAACAGAUUAGAUACAUCGUCGCCUGAUAAGAUGUUUAAAUGUCAAAUAUGUAAAGAGGGAAGAUUAUAUAGACAACAGUCCAAGUGCAGUCUUUGUGGACAACAUCCAUAUUGGGGCUAUUUCUUAAAGACUGAAGCAGAGAUUGAAGAGUACAAAAAAAUUGGAGAUUAUCAUAAAGUACUUCAGUUACAAGAAACAAUAUAUUAUCAGUAUACAAUUCCCAUUGGUUUAACAGUAGAUAAACUUGCACAAAUAUAUUGUAUGCAGAGUGAAUGGAGAUUAGCAUGUCAAUAUUCCCAGCGUUCAUUAAAAAUAGCCGAAAUAAUAUACGGUAAAAUGAGUGUGGAAGUAGCAGAAGAAAUGAUGAAAUUAUCGACUAUUUUAUUUAAUUCGUAAGUCAUUAUAAGCAGUAGAUUCAUAUAUAUUGUAACAUUCGAUAAAAUAUAGGAUGCAAAAAAAGAAAGCUUUAACACAAAUUAGACAAACCUUGAUAUUAUAUAAAAUACUUGGAUUAGAUAAAACUGCACCAGAAGACAUACAAGAACUCGAAGAAAUGCAAAACUAUUUGAUAUUUAUUGUGUAAAUCACAGUCUGUACAAAAUAGAAUGGUUACAUAUUCGCUGUUUCAUUUUAUACAUAUUAAGAUGUAGAAUAUACAACACAUAUAAUGCUCUCCUGAAGCUCCCAUUCAAUUAUUAUUAUUAGAUAAAAGGAAAUAAAAUAAAAUAAAAUUAC